AUGGGCUGUGGGGCAGUGGACCUCCCCGGGGGCUGCUGGCCCCUGCCUCUCCUGCUGCUGCUCAUUCCGGGAGGCAUGGCUCAGGACUCCCCGCCCCAAAUCCUCAUCCACCCUGAGGACCAACUACUGGAGGGCGCUGGCCCUGCCCGCAUGAGCUGCCGAGCAUCCGGCCAGCCACCCCCCACCAUCCGCUGGCUGCUGAAUGGGCAGCCUCUGAGCAUGGAGCCCCCAGGCCUACACAACCUCCUGUCGAAUGGAACCCUCUUGCUGCUGCGGCCCCCCACCCGGGGCCGUGCCCAUGAUGAGCAGGCCCUGUCCACGGCCCUGGGCGUCUACACUUGUGAAGCCAGCAAUCGACUGGGCACUGCAGUCAGUCGGGGUGCUCUACUGUCUGUGGCUGUGCUCCAAGAGGAUUUCCAGAUUCAGCCAAGGGACACAGUGGCCGUGGAAGGCAAGCAGGUGAUUCUGGAGUGUGGGCCGCCGAGGGGCUACCCAGAGCCCAUCAUCUCGUGGUGGAAAGAUGGGAGACCUCUGGCCCUCCGGCCAGGGCAGCACAUGGUGUCCAGGGGGUCCCUGCUGAUGACAAGAGCAGAGAAGAGGGAUGCAGGGCUCUACAUGUGUGUGGCCACCAACACAGCAGGACGACGGGAAAGCCGGGCAGCCAGGCUGUCUGUCCAGGACUCCCAGGACCACAGGGAGCAUCUGCAGCUUCUGGCUGUGCAUAUUCAUCUGGAAAAUGUGACCCUACUGACCCCAGACCCUACAAAGGGUCCCAAGCCUGGGCCUGCUGUGUGGCUUAGCUGGAAGGUAAGCGGCCCUGCCGCCCCUGCUCAGUCCUACACAGCCUUGUUCAGGACACAGACUGCGCCAGGAGGCCAGGGAGGUCCGUGGGCAGAGGUUCUGCUGGCUGGAUAUCAGAGCGCAGAGCUGGGAGGCCUGCAAUGGGGCCAGGACUAUGAGUUCAAAGUGAGACCAUCCUCCGGCCGGGCUCAAGGACCUGACAGCAACGUGCUGCUCCUGAGGCUGCCAGAGCAAGUGCCCAGUGCACCACCCCAGGAGGUGACACUGAAACCCGGCAACAGCAGUAUCCUUGUGAGCUGGGUCCCACCACCUGCUGAAAACCACAAUGGCAUCAUCCGUGGCUACGAGAUCUGGAGCUUGGGCAACACUUCAUUGUCCCCAGCCAACUGGACCGUGGUGGGAGGGCAGACACAGCUGGAGAUCACCACCCAAGCACCGGGCUUCUACUGUGUGCAAGUGGCUGCAGUCACUGGAGCUGGGGCCGGGGAGCCCAGUAGCCCUGUCUGCCUCCUUUUAGAGCAGUCCAUGGAAAGAGCCACAUGGGACCCCAGUAAGUCUGGUGUCUGGAGCCUGGAGCAACUGAAGGCCACUUUGAUGCGGCCAGAGAUCAUCGCCACUGGGGCCGUUGUGUUGUGGCUCCUGCUGCUGGGCACUGCUGUGUGUAUCCACCGCCGGCGUCGAGCUGGGUUGCACCUGGGCCCAGGUCUGUACAGAUACACCAGUGAGGACGCCAUCCUAAAACACAGGAUGGACCACAGCGACUCCCCGUGGCUGGCGGACACUUGGCGAUCCACCUCUGGCUCUCGGGACCUCAGUAGCAGCAGCAGCCUCAACAGCCGGUUGGGAGUGGACCCCCGGGACCCACUAGACUCUCGCCGCUCCUUGAUCUCCUGGGACCCGCGAAGCCCUGGGGUGCCUCUGCUUCCAGACACCAGCACGUUUUAUGGCUCCCUCAUCGCUGAGAUGCCCUCUGGUGUCCCUGCCCGGCCAAGCCCUCAGACCCCAGCUGCCAGGCGUCUCCCGCCCCAGCUGGCCCGGGGCUCCAGCCCCUGGCCCAGCUCAGACAGCCUCUGCAGCCGCAGGGGACUCAAUUCCCCACGACUGUCUCUGGCCCCUGCCGAGGUUUGGAAGGCCAAAAAGAAGCAGGAGCUGCACCAAGCCAACAGCUCCCCACUGCUCCGGGCCGGUCACCCUGUGGAGCUCUGGGCCUGGGAGUUGGGGAAGAGAGGCUCCAAGAACCUUUCCCCAAGCCCAGGAGCUGUGCCUCGAGCACUGGUUGCCUGGCGGGCCCUGGGACCGCAGCUUCUCAACUCCUCGAAUGAGCUGGCUACACGGCCUCUCCCUCCAACACCCACCUCCCCUCAUGGAACCUCCCCACAGAGUCAGCAGAAACAGCCCUUGGUGGAGCACCAAGCUUCCCCCUCCAUCCCUCUGCCUGCAGCCCCCAGCCCCAUCCUUAACUCCUCCAGGCCCACCAGCCCCCAAGCCUCUUCCUUGUCUGGUCCCAGCCCAGCUUCUAGUCGCCUGUCUAGCUCUUCAUUGUCAUCACUGGAGGAGGACCAGGAUAGUGUGCUGACCCCCGAGGAGGUGGCUCUAUGCCUGGAACUCAGUGAGGGUGAAGAGACGCCCAGGAACAGUAUUUCGCCUAUGCCAAGGGCUCCUUCACCCCCCUCCACCUAUGGCUACAUCAGUGUCCCGACAGCCUCGGGGCUGGCAGACAUGGGCAGGGCUGGAGAAGGGAUGGGGUCCCAGGUGGGGGGCCUGUUGUACCCACCUCGGACCUGCCCCACACCCACCCCCAGUGAGGGUUCCCUAGCCAAUGGCUGGGGCUCAGCCUCUGAGGACAAUGCCCCCAGCGCCAGAGCCAGCCUGGUCAGCUCCUCCGACGGCUCCUUCCUGGCUGAUGCCCACUUUGCCCGUGCCCUGGCCAUGGCUGUGGAUAGCUUUGGCUUUGGUCUAGAGCCCAGGGAGGCCGACUGCGUCUUCACAGGUGCCUCAUCACCUCCCUCCCCCGGAGAUGACCUCUCCCUGCCCCCUUGGGAGUGGAGGCCAGACUGGCUGGAGGACGUGGAAAUCAGCCACAGCCAGCGGCUGGGCAGGGGGCUGCCUCCAUGGCCCCCUGACUCCCAGCUCACAUUCUGGAGAAGUCAGCUCAGCUGCCCCGUGCCCAAGCCUGGCGAUUCCUCCUGACUUGUAUCCCCAAGAUUGCCAAGAAGUGUCAGGGGCACCUCUGCCAUCUGUGAGGCCUGGGCUGGGGUGUGUGGACCUCGGCCUAAGCAUCUGUGUACUUGGGACCCCCUUUCCCUGGUCUCCAGGGAGCUGUCCCCCUGGGACUGUGAAUGCAAAACAAAAGAAGGGCGAAGCUGAACUGGAGUCCUCUGCACCUGACCCCCAGCCAUUGCUAUCUCCUCAGCCCAGCCCACCCCGCCUUGACGGGGCAUUUUGACUGAGGAUGGGCCCCACCUCCUCCAAUUCCCGCUGGCUUGGAUCACAGGAAAUGAAGGAAUCAGAAGCUGGUAGAGUACGGUGGAGGAGGAUGCUGAGGGAAGGGAGGUGAGAUGUGGGACCAAAGCCCUCUCCCCAGAAUGUUACCACUGUGCAGUUAAGGAGCUAUAAAUCUGUGAAGAUGU
This is a messenger RNA of Ochotona curzoniae (black-lipped pika), 3431 nucleotides long. It is a transcript of the gene ROBO4, whose product is annotated as roundabout guidance receptor 4. NCBI's taxonomy places the organism in Eukaryota, Metazoa, Chordata, Mammalia, Lagomorpha, Ochotonidae. The record is from RefSeq and is a predicted model, not a curated record. The transcript has 18 exons. Gene Ontology annotation, molecular function: protein binding. Gene Ontology annotation, biological process: cell-cell adhesion. The coding region runs from base 1 to 2991 and encodes 996 amino acids.